Messenger RNA from Panonychus citri (citrus red mite), 1884 nucleotides. RefSeq lists its product as uncharacterized. Gene Ontology annotation, molecular function: protein binding. The transcript is spliced from 2 exons. NCBI's taxonomy places the organism in Eukaryota, Metazoa, Arthropoda, Arachnida, Trombidiformes, Tetranychidae. The record is from RefSeq and is a predicted model, not a curated record. The coding region runs from base 65 to 1750 and encodes 561 amino acids.
UUAAUUUUUUCAAAAGGUUAUUUAACUAUCAAUAUCAUUCAAACUAACAUCAAUCAGCCUCAAGAUGGAAGAUCAGUUUAUCCUUUUAGAAAAUGAUAAUGUUACGAUUGUGAAUAGAAAAAAAUCUUACGAAAUUUCUAAACAAAAGUUAUCGUCGAUUCCUUACUUUGUGAAACUGUUUUCAGAUCCUAAUAAUUGUGACUUGGCCGAAAUAAAACUUGAUCUUGAUGAAAGUUCAUUCGAUAAUAUUGUUGAUUUUGUUCUCAACAAUCAUUUAUCAAUUUCCAUGGAAUGUGCCUUCUCAAUGAUGGAAAUUGCUGAUUAUCUCGGAAUGGAAGAUAUCAAACAGAAGUAUUAUGAUUGUUUCGUGUCAAAUUUCAACAUUAAACGUUUAGAAGAGUUUUUGGAUUUUUAUGAGAAUCGUAAAUACCCUGAAAAUUUUACUGAAAAUAAGGUGAAAUCUUUCAUUGGGAAAUAUUUCGUUCCAAUUUCCAAUACGAGAGCGUUUCUUAAGUUUCCUGUCGCUCUAAUUGAACGAAUUUUGAAAAUGAAUUUGGUUGUUUCUUACGAGUAUCAAAUAGUUGAAGCUAUUGAACGUUGGGUUAAAUCGAAUGAAAAAGAUCGGAAAAAAUAUCUUCCUCAACUCAUUAAGUUCGUCAAUUUUUGUCAUUUGACAGAAAGAGAAAUGAAAAAAGUCGUUAACAAGGUCAAAUAUUAUGGGGUCACUUUCGAUACUCCACAGUUGAAAGAUCAUUCUCACCAUGCUUGUCAACUCGAAUUCUGCCAAUCUGAUUGUAAAAGUAAUCGACAUUCCACCAAAUCUUUGGUCUCAAUCUAUGAACUUGGUGAAGAUAACAUUGAGAUCCGUCGAUUAUCAAGAGCAAAUAUUUGGACAAAAAGUUACCGAUUCACUCGCGAUGAGACAAUGUCCACUUCUCUGAUUGAGGCUGACCAUAUUGUCGAUAUAAUCUAUGAUUCUGGAAGAAAAGGUAUUCGAAUUGAUUGGAACACAGAGAAAUUCAAAUACUUGAAAAUGUUUGGUGGUGACGAUUCUUAUUAUGGUCAAGCUUACAAAUAUUUCGCUCAUGAUAUUUGUACUGAUUCCACUUAUGUAAAGAUCAAGAAUCCACCAACGGAAUUUAAUCAUAAACGUUCCAAUAUAACGCAUGUGGAAGCUAUUUCUCUGGAUGAAAAGUUUGAAGGAAUUUGCUAUCGAAAUAACAAUCACGACGAUUUUGAUGAAUUUGAUGAUAGUUAUUUUGAUGAUUUGCUGGAUAAACGACGUAAUCAUAGAUCUUCGGAAUCUGAUGAGUGUGAUAAUUUUAUUAAGAAAUCACAAAAGCAAUAUUAUCUUCCAUCUCUUGAUUAUCGAGAAUUGUCCUCUGGUGAACUCAAAGGAUCAGCUCAAGCUCUGUCAUGUUUGUCUUCAAAUCCAAAUAGCGAAUCAAAUUAUCACAAAGUCUUGUACUAUUUGACGAAACGUGAUUUCAGUCGAUAUUUAUUACGAGAUGAUAAAAGUAAAGUGUAUGCACUUGACUAUUCGUUUCUGAAAGAUUUCAUCGGAAGCGAUUCUCUUGAUCACAUCGAGCUGAUUUCUCAUAACAACUCGAUUCUAAUUUGCAACAAGGAAUCGAAAAUAAUCUAUUCUUAUGUGGUGGAUUCUGAUCAUUGGCAAUUUAUGUCUAAAAUUGAAUCUCCCGAAAAGAUGAUCGCAAUUGCAUCCGUCUUUUUCCCGAUCGGAUUGGAAUAAUAACUAAUUAAUUGCAAAUCUGUUGAAAUAUUGAUUCUCAAUUUUCUCAAUUUACAUGUUUAUCUUCACCAUAAUAUUUCAUUUUCACUUAAUUUCAACUCAAUAAAAUCAUUCAAUUCAUUGCCAAUUACAAA